Molecule: messenger RNA, 2379 nt
Organism: Camponotus floridanus (Florida carpenter ant)
Lineage: Eukaryota; Metazoa; Arthropoda; Insecta; Hymenoptera; Formicidae
Product: F-box only protein 5
Exons: 2
Coding region: 761-2179 (472 amino acids)
Biological process (GO): negative regulation of meiotic nuclear division; regulation of mitotic nuclear division
Cellular component (GO): nucleus
Molecular function (GO): protein binding
Source: RefSeq, a predicted model, not a curated record
GCCGCGGCGCCCGGACGCUUCUCCAAGGGAGAGCUGCGUGUUUUCCCGGGUUACGCACCCCUGGCCGUUCGCGGUGAAAGUCGGCCCAACAACUAAACCCAGGGUAAAUUAUCCUUGAGAAUAAUUAUCGUCGAAAAUCGGCGAAAUAUUCGCGAAUAUUACGCUCGUGAAAGUCGAUCGCGGUGAAAGUCGGCCAGGCUUUUAUUUACGAAACGCGCGAAGGGUGAUCUCUCUCCAUGAGCCUCCUGGUGGUGCUGUUGACGAGCGGCAGAAGGGGCGAGAAAAAGGAGAGGAGGGGGAAAGGCACGGCAGAUGCGAAGUGCGUAUUUCCCGCGCGACGCACACGUGAGUGAAGUGCGAAGCGAUAUGAGCGUCCGUGUCAACAUUAUCGAAACGUCAAGCGCCGCUCGCGCCCAACUUCGCGGUGUAGCUAACUUCACCGGGAAGCGAUUAGUGCCGCGGUAUGACACUUGUAAUAUGAUUGACGCCGAGAAAAAUCGUCUCGUUUGACAGUGCUUCGAGGACGAAAUAAUAUUUACGUUUUCGGGACUUCCAGUGGAGAUAUAUUGAUAUCCCGACGCGUUAGAAACUCAAUUGUAAUUGUAUACGUAUACAAGCACGAAGUGUGUUAUCAGUGUUUUUCUCAGAUGCCAUAAAAAGGUCAACAGGGUAGGUAAGUCGCUUAAAAGAUAGUUGAAGCUGAUGAGCAGGUGUGAGACUUCGAAAAACCAUUCGUUUCGAGGCAGAUAAAAACGGCAGGAUGGAGGAAGUCGAGAGCAUGCCCAUCUCCGUCGACGCCAGUUCCCACGACAGCGUCGACAGCGGCUACCUGUCAAUUCUGACACCUCACACCAGCGGCUGCAGCUCGAUGACCGGCUACAGGACACGAUCGUCCUCCGGCGCGUUAUUGUCGGCCAAGAAGUGCUGCAGAUUCCGUACGGACCCGUUUCAAUGCGAGAAGGCGCAGAGACGCCGCUCCAAGCUCAACCACACGUUGAACGCCUCGGAGUCCGACUACCUCGUCUCCGAGAGUUCCUCCGUCGAGCAGGAAUCGUCGUGUACGAAUGUCAACCAAAGCCUCAGCCUGGUGCACUCUACGCCGAGCUGCGCCGACAAUAAGUACACGGAGAUUCUCAGGAUCAAGAACAGGAGGAACUGGAGGACCACGGUACUCAUCACUCCCGCGUCCAACGAUUUCCAGCUCCUGUCGCCGCCUCUGUCGCCGGCGGUGCCCUCCUCGUCCUUCGUGGCCUCGGAGCCCGUUGAGGAGGAUGUGGAGAUGAAGCUAGUCCAUUCGGAGGGUAAAUCGCAGGUUCAGGCAACACCCCCGAGACUCAGAGUCUCGAUACCGCGGAUUGUCAUCUCACCGGCUCGCAGAAGGAUCAGCCCCGCGAUCACAUCGGAGAAUCAGAAACUGAGUAAACUGUGUAUCGCGGACUUGUCCGAGAUUAAACCGAAGAGGCUGGACUUCAGCCAUCGUGGUCUAGCGCUGCGAAAUAAUAUUCGUAGAGCUACCUUGGAUUAUACGGGGCGGGAGAAGGUGGAUUUCCUGUCUCUCCUGGGAGAGGAGAGCAACCAUUUGAACCUGGUGUCGAAGAUUCUAUCUUAUCUUGGACCUCCGGAUCUCUGCUCGGUCAGUAUGGUGUCCGCGGCUUGGAGGAGGAUCUGCGAGAACGAUUCUGGUGCCAACGGAAGAAGGAUGAGUUACAUUCUGCGCAAGCAAAACAUCAAGGAGAACCUGAAGGUGACGUUCAAGAAGGCGAAACGCGAGGAGGAUAUACAGACGAGUCCCAAGAGCAGGCACUACGUCAGGAAGGGCUUCUUGGUGGACGUACAGAACUUCUUAUACGUUCCAGCGCAACCGAGACCCCCGAAUAGUCCACCUGUCUCGCCGAGCAAAGUCAAGUUUCACUCCUAUGUCAAGGCUAGUCGUACCCUCGCAAGUGGCGAGUAUCUUCUACCAUGUCCGAAAUGCAGGUUUCCCUGCCACGUGGACAGCGAGAAGAACGUGGGAACCUGCUCGAGGCAGGGCUGUUCCAUUGAAUUCUGCAUCUCCUGUUCGUCGAAGCCGCAUACGGGCCCGUGCAAGACGCCAUUAUUGGCCACCCCGACGAAACGCAACAAUAAACGUCUCAUUGUCGGUUCGAGGCAGAGCAAGCGGAAUCUGCGGCGAUUGUAAAACAACAUCCUCGGAUCGCGUUCGAGGGAGAGAAAAACUAGUCCAAUUCCAGAGUCGUCUCGGCUCUGAAUCGAGAAAGAAAUGCGUAAUAUUGUAACACUGAGAAAAAAAAUUGUAAACUUGAUUGAAAUAUUUUCAACUAAUUUUUAUUCUUGUGAUUGAAAUAUUUAGGCAUUUAAAUUAAAUACGAUUAAAUCUAA